Messenger RNA from Macrosteles quadrilineatus (aster leafhopper), 2910 nucleotides. RefSeq lists its product as uncharacterized. Gene Ontology annotation, cellular component: NuA4 histone acetyltransferase complex. NCBI's taxonomy places the organism in Eukaryota, Metazoa, Arthropoda, Insecta, Hemiptera, Cicadellidae. The record is from RefSeq and is a predicted model, not a curated record. The transcript has 8 exons. Bases 292 to 2910 code for a protein of 872 amino acids. Gene Ontology annotation, biological process: regulation of transcription by RNA polymerase II; chromatin remodeling. Gene Ontology annotation, molecular function: histone binding.
UUAAUUUUUAAAAAUUGUUUGCCACUGAAUCAUUAUGUCUCCAUGUGAUGUGUUGUAAUUCUACAUUUGAAUAGCACAAACUUACCAUAUUUGUGGAAAGGUUUAUCAGUUUUCAAAGGUUAAAUUGUGUUCAAUGGAUAAUGCACUCAACUUCUGACACUGACAGAUCCCACUCCAACUCCACAAAAGCAAUUCAUUAAGAAAAUUAGUUAGGUCUAACUGAAUAACGUAGUUUUUGUUAAAAGCACCCAUGCUUUUAUCAAAAUUCCAUUCUCUAAGACCACUAGAACGAUGGAAUACAAUGAAAUGGAUCCUAAUAUACACGCUCCGUCUACAUCUGGCACUUCUACAUUCAGGAGUUCUGAUUGUGAGAGUGAUUCUCUUUUAGCAUCAAUUUUUGAAAAGGAAUUUGACAGAGAUAUUGCAGAAAGGAUUGCAGAAAUAUCAGAAAUAGGUGACCGUAUAACUGAAUGUCGACAAUACCUAAACAGACUACGGAAAGAAGCUACAAUCAAGUAUUACUCAACGUUGCCUCAGGAUCUAGAACCUGAUGAACAACCAAGUAUACAUCCAGCGGUUAUGAAUAUAAUUGGUAAGAGGCCUCGAAGUACAAUACAAACGGAACAGUUCUUGGCAUCAAACUAUGCCGAACAGAAGCGCGACACGAGGACAACUAGGACUCAACUCUGUAAGAAACGCAAGUCUGGACAUUUACCCAAUGUUAGAGCAAAAAAAUCUGCGAAAAAUGAUUCAACAGUCCAACCUCAAUACAUUCCACCUAAAAUUCCAGGAAAUCCUCAGGAAAAUUCAUCUGUGCGAGGAAACACCAAGAUGCAUAUGAGAGUCCUGAUAGGCAAUGUUGCUAAACAGAUUGAACAAGACGGCAAUUUCAACCCAGCUACACACAAGUGGAUGGUUUAUGUGCGCUCAGCCCCUGGCUCUCUGGCUGUUGAUGAGCAAGUUUCCAAAGUACAUUUUUUCUUACAUCCUAGCUACAAACCAAACGAUGUUAUAACUAUAUACAAACCUCCAUUCACACUGAACCGCAGGGGAUGGGGAGAGUUUCCUAUGAGGGUUCAACUUCAUUUCAAGAACAGUUCAAAUAAACCUGCUGAUAUAAUUCAUCAUCUGAAGCUGAACGGGGCCAGAAGUGGUCACCAUACGAGAAGUGCUGAGACUUACGCUGACCUGUGGUUGUACCCAAACAGAAGAGCUCAGGGGUCAAAGCUGGACAAUUCUGACUACAUUCUGUCUUUGGCAAGUGACAUGCUGAAGGAGGAAGUGCCAGACUUUACAUCAGAAGUGAUCUGUGGCAAGUGUCACACAACUAGUGAGGGAACUGAUUCUCACAACUGUACUUGCAGCAUCAAAGACAACACCUUCGAUGAAGGCAGCACCGCCAUGAUUGCUGAUGACUCUUCUGCUUCUUCCUCUGAAGAAUCUGAUUUUUCUGAAGAAUCUCAUUCCCCUGAAGAAACUGAUACCGCUGAUUCUGAGGAUUUUCAUGCACCAUCUACAUCAAAAGCUGCACCAAAGCCUUUACCUUGUCAUACAACGUGCAACAUAAAUGAUCCUGAUGCUCUUCAGGCGUUCUUGCAAGAAGAAAUUAAAAGAGAAUUGUUUGAUGAUGAUAUCAUAACUGACUCUGCCGAAAAUUGUUGUAUACUCUGUGGAAAUAUUAAGGAAGAAAAUGAAGAAAUAACUGAAUGUAACUGUGAAAAUGAGCACAGUGAUGCUAACACUCAAGAGGUUAAUAAAGCAGGCACAUCAGCAAUCAAUAUAGGUUCUACUUCAGAAGUUGGUAUGAAUCAGCUUAAAAAAAUGGAAUCAGAUAUUUUGAACAUAGAACCAUUGGAUUUUAUGGAUGCUUUAGGAAUAAAAACGGAAAUAAAAGAAGAGUGUGAUGUUUCUUCUUUGGCAGGAAGUGAUUCAAAAAUAUCUCUUUUCCCCUUUGAAUUGGAUUGUAGUCCAACAAGUAUUUUGGAGAGCGAGGAAGUAAAAAAAGAACUUCAAGAUUUUCUCGAAAAUUUUACUUUAGAAACGAACUAUUCAGAAGCUGAUGAAUUGAUACCAACAAAUUCAAUUACACACUCCUGGCCACUUGAAACCUACUGUGUGUCCAGUGAAAAGCCAAAUGUGGCUAUAACUAUGAAUGAAUUAGAUGGAAAAACAACAUUUGUCAAUAAUAACACAAACCAUUUUACCAAUGAAAUGUCAACGGAAAACAAUCAAACAAAAAGUGAAAAUGUACUUUCCACGUUUCCUAACUGUUAUACUGAGGCAAAUGUUGAUAGUAAUAUCAAAAUGGAGGAGGUUCCUAUUGAUGAGUUCAUUAAUAAUAUUGUGGACGAGGAAAUCAUUUUGGACAGUUCUAAUAUACCUGUUGAAGAUGUUUCACUUGGAGAGAGUUUACAAACAACAAAUGAAGUACCAAAACCUCAACUGACAUUAAAGAAUAUGGCAAAAUCACCUGCAGCACUACACUCUCAAACUCAAGCAGUGUCCCAGAAUAAACAAAUAAAUCUAAAUGCAAAUAAACAAAUAAACUCAUUCCAGCCACAAAUGAAGGCCCAGGAUAAUCAAAUAAUUCUAAAUGCAAACAAACCAACAAACUCAUUCCAACUACAAGUGGAAGCCCAGAAUAAACAAAUAAAUGUAAAUGCAAACAAACCAACAAACUCAUUCCAGUCACAAAUGAAGGCCCAGGAUAAUCAAAUAAUUCUAAAUGCAAACAAACCAACAAACUCAUUCCAGCCACAAGCAAAGGCCCAGGAUAAUCAAAUAAAUGUAAAUGCAAACAAACCAACAAACUCAUUCCAGCCACAAGCAAAGGCCCAGGAUAAACAAAUAAAUGUAAAUGCAAACCAACCAACAAACUCAAUCCAGCCACAACCCAGGAUAAACAAAUAA